Molecule: messenger RNA, 1561 nt
Organism: Populus nigra (black poplar)
Lineage: Eukaryota; Viridiplantae; Streptophyta; Magnoliopsida; Malpighiales; Salicaceae
Product: serine/threonine-protein kinase STY13-like
Exons: 6
Coding region: 162-1316 (384 amino acids)
Biological process (GO): protein phosphorylation
Cellular component (GO): plasma membrane
Molecular function (GO): ATP binding; protein kinase activity
Source: RefSeq, a predicted model, not a curated record
AAAACGACACCACCACACUCGAUAUAUAACAAACCAAAACCCACGCUGGUUCACAGGCAGUAGUUACGUGUUGUCUCUGACCCAGUUUGCACACUCCUCAAUAACUCAUCGAAGAUUUCUUGUGGUCUAUCUGAUAUUAGAAGUAGAAGAAAGAAAGAGAGAUGAAGGAUCAAAAGAGUGAAAGUGGUGGUGGGUAUGUGAGAGCAGAUCAAAUAGAUCUCAAGAGCUUGGACGAACAACUGCAAAGGCAUUUAAGUAGAGCAUCGACGGUGGAAAAGAACAAAAGCAAGAACGAUGGAGAUCAAGGCGAAGGAGAAGGAGAAAGAGAAACGCAAAGACUCACCCAGAAUAAUAACAGUACAACCAUAACUAGUCAUGAAUGGGAGAUUGACCCCUCCAAGCUCAUCAUCAAAAGUGUUAUAGCUCGUGGCACCUUUGGCACCGUUCACCGUGGCAUUUAUGAUGGCCAGGAUGUUGCUGUUAAACUUCUUGAUUGGGGGGAGGAAGGACACCGAUCAGAGGCCGAGGUAGCUUCUCUGAGAGCUGCUUUUACACAAGAAGUUGCCGUUUGGCACAAGCUUGAUCAUCCUAACGUGACUAAGUUUAUUGGGGCUGCAAUUGGCUCAUCAGAGUUAAACAUACAAACAGAGAAUGGUCAAAUUGGCAUGCCAAGUAACAUUUGCUGUGUUGUUGUCGAAUAUUGCCCUGGGGGUGCUUUGAAAUCUUACCUCAUAAAGAAUAGGAGAAGGAAGCUUGCUUUUAAAGUGGUUGUUCAAUUGGCACUAGAUCUUGCACGAGGGUUGAGCUAUCUCCAUUCUAAGAAGAUUGUCCAUAGAGAUGUCAAAACUGAAAAUAUGCUUCUGGACAAGACACGUACAGUGAAAUUAGCUGACUUUGGGGUUGCUCGCAUCGAGGCAUCAAAUCCUAAUGACAUGACUGGCGAGACUGGAACGCUUGGGUACAUGGCACCAGAGGUUCUCAAUGGCAAUCCGUACAACAGAAAGUGUGAUGUGUACAGUUUUGGUAUCUGCCUGUGGGAGAUAUACUGCUGUGACAUGCCAUAUCCCGAUCUUAGCUUCUCAGAAGUGACAUCUGCUGUUGUGCGCCAGAAUCUGAGGCCAGAAAUUCCUCGUUGCUGCCCGAGCUCUCUUGCGAAUAUAAUGAAGAGAUGCUGGGAUGCUAAUCCAGACAGACGGCCGGAGAUGGAGGUGGUUGUUUUCAUGUUAGAGGCAAUUGACACGUCCAUGGGUGGAGGUAUGAUCCCCCUUGAUCAGCCUCAAGGUUGUCUCUGUUUUCGCAGGUACCGAGGGCCGUGAAGUAAACUUCGUCCAAUUCGUCUCAUGUUCUGUUCAAGACACUGGCUUAAAGAGCUGAGGGUAGAGUCUGCGGAGACUAUAGGCUAAGAAGAACCUUGCGAUACCGGUUUCUUUACUGGACAAUGGAUUCUGUAAAGCUUUAUUUAUGAAACUUGAACAUUAGUUCUUGCUCUGUUUUUAUGUUUCUUGAUCAAUUGAACGUUAAUAUGAUGGAUGGGCGGGCCCUAUACACCCUUUCUGGUUGA